Molecule: messenger RNA, 2514 nt
Organism: Hypanus sabinus (Atlantic stingray)
Lineage: Eukaryota; Metazoa; Chordata; Chondrichthyes; Myliobatiformes; Dasyatidae
Product: ubiquitin carboxyl-terminal hydrolase CYLD-like
Biological process (GO): protein K63-linked deubiquitination
Cellular component (GO): cytosol
Molecular function (GO): K63-linked deubiquitinase activity; cysteine-type deubiquitinase activity
Source: RefSeq, a predicted model, not a curated record
AUGUGGGGUGACGAGAGGGGAGAGGAGAAUGAGCGUCGGAUGGGGAAAGGGAAGGGUGUCGGGGUAACUGAGAGGGGACGCCCCGCCGUGUUUCCGGGAGGCAGGAAGCGGGCGCCGCCCGGCUGCCGUUUGGACUCCGACCGACAGAGGGCGAUCCCGAGGCGGAAGCGGCUGCGGAGCUGGAGCGCAGCAUCGGGUCAGCCUGACGGUCACUUGGAUGUAAUCACACCGAACAGUGAUUUCCUUUCUAGCAAGGAGGAAAUGAAGCAGCUCUACUACAUCCUACUGAUGGACCUCCCCGUAAAAGACCGCGUGUUCCCUGCUGGAACACUGGCCGCCAUCCGUGAGUCGGACUACGUGAAGCAGAUGGGGGGCGAGGUGGGGCCGUGCCCCUGGCUCAAGUUUCACCUGGUGGACGCCGAGGUGAGCCUGGAGCUGGAGCUGUGCACCCUGAGGUCGCUGAGUGAGGAGGAGGCGGGCCUGCUGCAGGCAGUAAGCCCCUCAUACCGGCGGCUGCACCUCUACCUGGAGGAGAAGGAGGCCCUGCAGACCGCCCUGAAGCUGCGGCCAAGCGACCCGGUGACGCUGGAGCACAACUCCGAGACCCUUCCCGGCGUCCUCCGGUACAUCGGCAGCAUCGUCAACAGCCCGGUGCUCUCCGCCGUCUACUUCGGCAUCGAGCUGCAGGUGGAUGCAGACAUUGACGGACUAAAUGAUGGAACAUAUGGCGGGAAGCAGUACUUCCAAUGCAGGAAAAACCGCGGGUUCUUUGCGCCUUUCAGCAAGGUGAAGCCACUAAGGAGCUGUGCCGAUACUGGGCAGUCGGCACUCACGGCGAGCCCGAACCACACCAGUACCGAGCACGGUUGUCCCAUCAACCCUGGAGACCACGUGGCCAUCUGCGUGAAAGACCUGGUGAAGGAAGGGAUGGUGAUGGGCCUCUCUGACAGGGGAUCAAUGGUUCUAGUCGACGUUAAUCAGGACCCGUCGAAGGGAGAAGGCCCGGUACCCCUGAUGAACGUCCCAGUGGACUCCGUCAUCAAGAAGGAAAAGCUGCAGCCCCCCCGAAACGUCCAACGCAGCAUCUCCCGAGAGAGCCAGAUCUUGGUGGACGGCGUAGAGAAAGGUGGGAGCCUGCGACACCAGGCUCCAGUGAAUGGGGGGAGCCCUCCCCGCCGUCCGCUCGGAGUCAAUUCUGUGGUGCAGAUCAACAUAGACCAGGGACCUCCGGUGACUGGGGUCAUCCGGUGGACGGGGCAACUGCCAGGGGUGUCCGGACAGCAGGCUGGUGUGGAGCUGGAUGAGGACAGAGGAGUGACUGAUGGCACCUGGAAAGGGAAACGGUACUUUGACUGUUGCGCCAAGAGGGGCUUGUUCGUCCACUUGACCUCCUGCCAUCCCGAUGCCAGGUUCCAGUCUCUGGCCAUCACCUGUGACGAUUUUGAAGACACCGAUCGAGCUGCCAGCAGCCGGGAGAGUUACGUGGUCUCCGAGAUCGUCCCUCCGCCAAGGAGCGAGGAUGCUUUGAGGAUCUUCCAGGGGAGAAUGCGCGGGAUCCAAGGCCACUGCAAUUCCUGCUACAUGGACUCGGCCCUCUUCAGCCUCUUCUCCUGCUCCAUGGUGCUGGACUCAUUGCUGUACAAGACUACAACCCAGCAAAACGCCCACAUCCAGCAGAUCCUCCGCAAGGAGAUCGUCAACCCCCUCCGCAGGGACGGGUUUGUGGAUUGUAAGAAGGUGAUGAACCUGCGACAGGAGCUGACCCAGGGCGGAUACUGCGCGGGCUUCACGUCUGAGGAGAAAGAUCCAGAGGAGUUCCUGAAUGUCAUAAUGCAGCAUGUUCUAGGACUGGAGCCACUCCUGAAACUGAAGUCACAAGGAUUGAAGGACCAGGAUUGUUUCUGCCACCAGAUAUUCAUUGACGAGGACGAUGAGCUGCUUGUGCCCACUGUACAGCAGCUGGUGGAGCAGUCUUUCCAUUGUAACCACCUCAAGCUGACAGAGGUUCCCUCCUGCUUCAUCAUCCAGAUGCCUCGUUUUGGGAAGAGUUACAAGAUGUUCGAGAAGAUUAUCCCCUCGCUGGAGCUGGACAUCACUGAUCUGCUGAGUGACAGUCCCCGGGAAUGCUGUCUGUGUGGAGAUCUGGCCACCCAGGAGUGCGAGGAAUGCUUCAGGGACAAGCUGUUUUCGAAAGCGGGCCUCAAGCAGUACUGUGACACUUGCUGGCAUCAGGUUCACAAACACCCUUCCCGACAAGGACACAAGGCGGUGAGGCUCCACUGCCCUCCCGAGUACGAGUGGAGCCGGAGGGCGCGGGUGCCUCAUGAGAAGAUGCAGCUCUUUGCUAUGUUGUGCAUCGAAACCAGCCACUACGUCUCCUUCGUCAAGUAUGGCCCCGGCGACGAAGACUGGAUGUUCUUUGACAGCAUGUCAGAUCGGGAAGGUGAGAGCACAGCCCGGUUCGUUGUGUUUUGCAUGCUGAUUGAACAGCCAAGUUGCAUGGUCUUUCAUUGA